AUGCGGUUAACAAUAAGUCUGUUAGCUGUGUUGAUAGCGUGCAUGGUGCGUGCGACGUAUAAUUUGGAAUGCGAACAAAAUCAAAAUGGACAGUCCAUGAGCUUCUUUAAGACGAAUGGUGAUCUUCUGUUAACUGGUUUCUUCGACGUCUACGACGAGAAAUGUUCGGGCCCCACGUCAACAGGUAUCCAUUCAAUGGAAAUGGUAGCCACCGUUGUGCAAAUACUAAAUUCGAUUCAUUAUAUCCCUGGCAUCACAUUGGGAUUAACUUUGUACGAAGUGUGUUCGUAUCGGAGUUCAGAUCUCCAAAAAGCAUUGAUAUCGUUCGUCGUCGACAAAGACUGCAAUAACUCGACAAUACCGAUUGCCAUAUACACUACCGAAGACAUACGAGCCAAAAUCAGUCCGUCGAUUGGUUUGAACAUACCCAUCGUAACGGCAGGACCUAUUAUCGACGUGGACAUCCAUGCCGAAGCAGCCGUUAAGUUCUUAACCGUCAACGAUAUUAGCGUCGCUGACGUAUUAAUUGCGCAGGAUCUGGACGUCGCUCAGAGGUUCGAAAGUGUGGCCAAAGACAACGGAUUGUGUUUGAACAGGACGGUCUUGGCUCAUAACUUUGGGAAUUUGAACGACUCCCUAGUGGUCAUCGUCAUGACGAACAAGAAUGUCAUUAAAUCAAUUAUAGAGUCGUCAUCGACCGUCCGUGUAUCUCAUUUCAUUAUAAUACCACUGGACGGACCGUUACCGCCCAAACCAGACUUCGUGUUCGGCUCAUACGUGUUUCAAGCGUACGGCAGCUGCCCGUUCGUCAACAGCAACAACAGCAACAACAACAACAACAACAGCGGUGACGUCACCGCGGCCCCGGAACAGCUGCAGGCGGUGUCCACGCAGUUCGUGCAGACGGCCGUGGACGUGCUGCGCGCGGUGGACGCGUACACCGGGAACGUGGACGACGGCAGCGUGGACGACGAGUGCGGCCGGAACUCGUCCGCGGGACAGUGCGGCCCGGCGGCGGAAAACCAGACGGCCGCUGGUAGUUACGGCGUGGAGACUGUGGGUCGAGUGCUGGACAGGCUGUUGUUGCUGGACGGCAGCGGCGGCGAGUAUAACGUCACGCUGGUGCACGUGACCGAAUACGGCGGCGGUGGUCAGACGGUCGGUGGUUACGCACAGGACUCUAACGGCACGCGCCGGUUGUGGUUGCAGAAGGACGACACCGGCGGCAGUGGUCAGCAACCGCGGUACUUGAGCAAGUGCGAGGCGGACGGAUCGUGUCCGACGUGCCAGUUGCGGCCCACGCCGACGGCCACGCCCGCGUCGUACGGAUUGCUUUCGGUGACUUGGAAGGAGGACGUGUGGAUAGCGUCCACGCUGACCGUGUCGGCGGUGGGCGCCAUAUGCGCCGCGUGCAUAGCGGCGUUCGUGCUGGUGCGCGUGUGCAAGAAGGACGUGAUGGAGGGCAACCCGACGUUCUCUUUCGUGCUGGUGGCCGGCACGCUGCUCAUGUACGCCAGCGCCGUGCCGUUCGCGGUGCACGACAGCGCCGCCGGUUGGCCGCGGCAAACCGUGUGCUACGCCAAGCUGUUCGGCGCUUCGGGCAGCUGCGCGUUCGUGUUCUCCGCCAUGCUAGCCCGGAGCCUGAUGAUCGCCGCGUGCGACUGCGAUUCGAGCUUCAUGAGCCACGUCAACGGCUACCUGCAGACGUCCCUGUUCGCGUUCACCGUGGGCGUGCAGCUGGCGCUCAUGCUUCAGUUCGCGGCCAUACACGCCGCCGUUGUGCCGUCGUCCGACCUGUGCCGGGUGUUCGUCGACGGUCCCCUGUUUUUGGGCUCCAUGUCCUACGACGCGCUGCUGCUGGUGCUCCUGUGCGUCACGUCGCCGUUCGUGUUCCGGUCGAAGCGCAACUACCGGGAGGGCGCGUGCUUCGCCAUCGCCACUUACCUGGUGUUCGCCGUCUGGCUGUGUUGGACCACGGCGUACGCCGUCCUGCCCAGGCAGUGGUCCGACAUGUGCGCAAUGGUUGGCCUGACGGCCACCGCGACCGUGAUCGUGGUCACCGUGUUCAUACCACGCACGUACAUGAUGAUGUUCGGUAUCGUCCGCGAACAGAUCACCAGUUCGCUGCCGUCGCUCGGCUACGGUCACGGCGGCGGUGGCUGCGGCGGCGCCAGCAUCACGGACGUCAACUACAGGUCCACGCAGGCCCUGUACGAUUCGGUCCACGUGGCCGCCCCCAAGUGCCAGUCGUCCAGUUUCAAAGGCCAGUCCAACCCCAACUACUACUCGCCGGCGGGGUCGCAUAUACAUUCGAUCCCCAGGAGCCGACCACUGACUCCGGUCGACGAGUACGACUCACCCCCAUCGAUCGACAACAGGAUAACCAGAUUCUAA
Macrosiphum euphorbiae (potato aphid) is the source of this 2394-nucleotide messenger RNA. NCBI's taxonomy places the organism in Eukaryota, Metazoa, Arthropoda, Insecta, Hemiptera, Aphididae. The record is from the annotation of a GenBank genome assembly.